CACAUCAAAGAAAAGAAUAGGAAUGCUGCACGCAACUGGUCCUCCUCCGCAAUGCACGGCGCCUCCACCUUCACUCCUCUCCCCACCGCCAGUCUAUCCAUUUUUUCGGCGACCACCUACUCUUCUCCGGAGGGUGAAGCCUCUCGCUUCUAUUGGUCGACGUAGAGGAGGCAAAGGAGAGCAGUCGCUAUAUGAUUCAAACUCCAAUGGCAAAAUGAGUGAUUUCUAUGAGAUUGUACUCAAAGUUCGAGAUUAUGAAGUCGAUCAGUUUGGUGUUGUGAACAACGCUGUUUAUGCGAACUACUGCCAACAAGGUCGAGUUGAGCUUCUCGAGAGUAUUGGUAUCAAUGUUGACUCAGUAGUCCGCAGUGGCGAAACCUUGGCGCUUUCAGAGCUGUCAAUGAAAUUCCUUUCCCCUUUACGUAGUGGAGACGAAUUCCUAAUGAAAAUGAAGAUAUCUGGAUCGUCUAUUGCACGCGUUUACUUCCAUGAUUUCAUCUUUAAAUUACCAAAUCUUGAGCCUGUUCUUGAGGAGAAAGCAACAGCAGUUUGGCUCGACAAGAACCAUCGUCCUGUUCGUAUCCCCUCCGAGUUUUGCUCCAAAUUCGCUAAUUUCCUAAGUCGAGAGACAAAUCCGAUUUGAGACUGUCUUGAUAAGGAUUCUCGUCGUAUUUGUCAAUGGGUUAUGGAUAAUGUUCACGUCAUCUUUCCUCA
Molecule: messenger RNA, 714 nt
Organism: Tarenaya hassleriana
Lineage: Eukaryota; Viridiplantae; Streptophyta; Magnoliopsida; Brassicales; Cleomaceae
Product: acyl-acyl carrier protein thioesterase ATL3, chloroplastic-like
Exons: 5
Coding region: 23-643 (206 amino acids)
Cellular component (GO): chloroplast
Molecular function (GO): fatty acyl-[ACP] hydrolase activity
Source: RefSeq, a predicted model, not a curated record